AAAAAUCUUCUAUAACGUGAUUACGUGAACCAGUCGCAAUAAUUCUGCGGCAGGAUUCCUGCCACACUAUUCGUCCCUGUCUCAGCUGUAUUUGUACAUGUUCCAAAACUUGUCAGCUCACGUGGGCUGGAUCGCAAACAACUUCUAAAAUUGAACAACAACGACUUCAAACAAACAAUCAUUCACACCCCGAAGGAGGAGGAGAAGAGAAGCCAAAACGAUUUCUUCUUCUUCUUCUUCUUCCUCAGUCUCAAUUCGAUUGAUUCAAUUUUCCAUCUAAACCAUGAAUAAACAAGAGCAAGAACUGCAGAACCCCACCUCGAAUCCCAAGAAAUCGAUCCCGCCGUACAUGAAGGCAGUGUCGGGUUCAUUGGGAGGGAUCAUGGAGGCAUGUUGUUUGCAACCCAUCGACGUCAUCAAGACGAGGUUACAGCUGGAUAGGACGGGGACUUACAAGGGAAUAAUCCACUGCGGCGCAACCGUAUCGCGUACGGAAGGCGUGCGGGCUCUCUGGAAGGGCUUGACUCCCUUCGCUACACACUUGACAUUGAAGUACACGCUUCGAAUGGGGUCAAAUGCGGUGCUUCAAUCUGCUUUUAAGGACUCACAAACUGGGAAAAUUAGUAAUCACGGUCGAAUUCUUUCUGGGUUCGGUGCUGGUGUUCUUGAAGCACUCGCUAUUGUUACUCCUUUCGAGGUGGUGAAAAUUAGACUGCAGCAACAGAGAGGGCUGAGUCCUGAGCUUCUAAAGUAUAAGGGUCCAAUACACUGUGCUCGUUUGAUCAUCCGUGAAGAAGGGCUCCUUGGACUCUGGGCAGGGGCUGCCCCAACUGUUAUGCGCAAUGGGACAAACCAGGCUGCCAUGUUCACAGCUAAAAAUGCUUUUGAUGUAUUUUUGUGGAAGAAACAUGAAGGUGAUGGGAAAGCCCUUCAACCAUGGCAAUCUAUGAUAUCGGGAUUCCUUGCAGGAACAGUUGGUCCAGUAUGCACUGGUCCCUUUGAUGUUGUCAAAACAAGGUUAAUGGCACAGAGUCGGGCUGGGGGUGAGUUGAAGUACAAGGGCAUGAUCCAUGCUAUCAGAACAAUAUAUGCUGAGGAGGGGCUUCGUGCCUUGUGGAAAGGACUGCUGCCUCGGCUCAUGAGGAUCCCCCCUGGCCAGGCCAUCAUGUGGGCUGUGGCUGACCAAGUGACUGGUUUUUAUGAGAGAAGAUAUAUUCACAAUGCACCCUUGUAGGUAUUGUUUACAUUGUUUUGCUUGUUUUGGUUCAUUGUGCCAAUGCAAGCAUAAAGCAAUAGAUUACUUCAAUAUUUCUUCAUAUAGUUCUUAGGUUUCUCCAAUUGAACACUACUUUUAAUAACCAACUCAAUAUUUUGUGUUCGUGGACAAGGGAAAUGUGGGUAGUUUCAAUCGCAAGAUUCCCUCAACCUUAAUGCCAAUUUUAGACAGCAAGGCGAGAGAAAGUUCCUAUAAACUUCUUGUUUUUCACAGGAUUUAACGUAGACAGUCAUUUUGAUGGAGAUUUCUUUGUUACAAGUUGCAUUUGUUUUUGUAUUAGGAAAUAGGAAUCAUAACCUGCUUGUAUGGGCACAAUACUUGCAGCAGUUCCCUGUAACACCUGAAAAUAGAAAUCAGUCCAGGCAUAUGAUCUUUACCCAGCUAUUUCUGUUUGCGGUAUUAGCAUCGCAAUUUUUUAUUAUUGGAUAUCGGCUGAUCAGAUGUUUGCUAUUUCCUAUCUAGUAUGUAUUGUAAAAGCAUCCAUUGGUAAUUUGAUUUUAAAGCGGGCUUUGAAUGCAUUUUAUAAU
Molecule: messenger RNA, 1803 nt
Organism: Pistacia vera
Lineage: Eukaryota; Viridiplantae; Streptophyta; Magnoliopsida; Sapindales; Anacardiaceae
Product: mitochondrial succinate-fumarate transporter 1
Exons: 2
Coding region: 284-1234 (316 amino acids)
Biological process (GO): succinate transport; fumarate transport
Source: RefSeq, a predicted model, not a curated record